GCCCCUGCCCCUGUCCAAAUCUGUCUGCCACAUCAUGAGCUACCGCGUCCAGCCGCGCAGCGAUGAUUACGAUGUGAUUGGCGCCGUGCCGCGCGACUUGUCCGUCAUCAAGAACUUCCUGAAGCGGGACUGUGCCGUCAAGCGGCUAAUAGACAUCGAGGAGGACUUUCUGCAGCAGUGUGUGGAUCGUGGCGAGGAUCCUUUGAAGCCGAAGAAUCAGCAGCUGAAGAAAACGAACGGCAAUGGGAACGGUAAUGGGAAUGGGCACGAUCCCUGUACCAGCAGAACACCACACGGUGAGAGUGUUCCCAACUACUGUGAUCCGUGCCAGCGGCUCAAGACAUCAGUGGUGCUGGAAGAGCUCACGCCGCCAGCGACCACCAAUCCGGUGUACAACCAGGGACUGCCGACAUACUUCGACGAGGAGACCGUGAUGGGCACUUCCCUGCCCGUGAAGUUUCGCUUCCGGCGCAAGGCCAACGGCAACGACGUGGAGAAGAGCAGCAACCUGAUGUGCACCUCAACGAACAACACGAACGUCGUGGUCCUCACUAACUGCUGCGACAUUAUGGUGUGGCCCAGCCAGCGGGUGGCCCAGAUGAAUCGAGUGCCCGUGACUAUGAUCUCGGGGAACGGCGACCUCACCGAGUACAUGCUGGAGGAGGAGACCAUCAUGUGAGAUAGUUUAAAGGGUGCGGGCAUCAGCCAUGAGGGGAUGUAGUGAAGAACUUUACAUAAUAUUCCUUACUUUAGUGGCAAAUAAAGUGAAAAUCAUUGGCUCGAUAUUAACAAAAGGGUUCUAUGUGUGAGUACCGAAACCCGCUAA
Molecule: messenger RNA, 826 nt
Organism: Drosophila subobscura
Lineage: Eukaryota; Metazoa; Arthropoda; Insecta; Diptera; Drosophilidae
Exons: 2
Coding region: 35-679 (214 amino acids)
Source: RefSeq, a predicted model, not a curated record